AUGCCUAGAUUGGUUAUAUUUUAUUUUUUAAUUUUUGUAUUUAUGAAAAUUAAUUGUAUAAAUUAUAAUUCAUUUUCAAAAAGAAAAAUCAAUUAUCAUUUAAUUAGAGAUAAACAUGAAAAUAUUAAAUAUAAAUAUUUAAGAGAAGAUGAAAAAUUAAAUCUUUCAAGAAGAAAUAGAACAAAAAGAACGAAAGAAACAAAAGGAACAAAAGGAACAAAAGGAACAAAAGGAACAAAAGAAACAAAAGGAACAAAAAGAAUAAAAAGAAUAAAAAGAAUAAAAAGAAUAAAAAGAAACAAUUUGUCAAACAUAUUUUAUAAUAAAGAUGAUUAUAUGAUAAAAAAAAUAAAUGUACCAAGAACAUAUUUUAUUAAAAAUAUGGUAUAUGGUUCUUUAAAAGGCUGUAUAUAUAAAGAAAAGAAAACUAUAUUCAAUAUAUACAACAUAUAUGAUGAUAAAAAUAUUAUGAAUCCAGAAAAUUUAGGAAAUGAAGAUGGAAAUUUAUUAAAUAAACUAGGGAAUGAUUAUUCUGAUAAAGAUUCUUACAAUAACAAUAUGAAUGAAAAAAAAACAGUCGUUUUAGAUAAUAAAAAUGAGAAAAUGUAUAUCGAAAAUAUGAAAAAGAAUCUAAGCAGAACAGAUGAAGUUACAUAUAAAUAUGUUGAAGAAAUGGAACUGAAAAAAAUAAACAUCAAAGGUGUUGAUAUUCAAUAUAGAUUAUAUAAUUUAGAAGAAGGCAUUUAUAUUGUUGAUAAAGAGAAUUAUGAAAAAAUAAAAAAACUUUGGGAUAAAGAUGAAUUAAAAAAAGCUAAAGAAAAUUUUGAAGAAACGUUCGAUAUUAAAAAACAAGGAAUUAAAGAGGAGGAUUGGAUUAUGUUACCUUUUGAAUAUGAAGAAAAUAAAAAUAUUAAAUUAGUAAAAGCAGAUUUUGAUAAUCCAACAUAUGAUUAUAUAUUAACAUAUUAUGAUAAAGAAAGAAAUUAUUAUUGGGAAUACAAAAGAAGAAAUUAUUAUAAAAUGUUUAAAAAUACUGUACAUGAAACUCCUCCUUAUAAAUCUGAUUUAGAAGAAGAUAAAAGAUAUUAUGGUAAAGAAAUUAUUAUACCAAAGAAAAAACUAGAUAAUGAUAUUUUCAGACAACCAAUGUUAAGUGAUGUAAUGACUUCGGGUUGUAAUAGGGAACCUUUAGGUUUCGAAUCAUGGAGAUUUGUUAAAUAUCCCUACGGUAAUUUAAUAGAAUCACAAAAAUAUAGUAAAUUAUAUUGUGUUAAAAAAAAUGAUAAAGAUAAACCUAGUAUGAAAUAUCAUUAUUUAGGUAACAGCAAUUUAGCCGUAUCUGAAAUUUGUUUAGGUACAAUGAAUUUUGGAAACUACGUUAAUGAAAAAUUAGCACAUGAAUUAUUUGAUUAUGCAUUUGAAGAAUUUCAAGUCAACUUUUUUGAUACAGCUGAAAUAUAUCCAUUGCCAGCUAGCGAAAAUUAUUAUGGACAUUCAGAAGAAAUUUUAGGAAAUUGGCUAGAAGCCAAAGGUAAGGCAAAUAGACACAAAUUUGUUAUAGCUACUAAAAUAUGUGGUCGUACGGAUAAACUUCCUUGGAUGAAAAAGUAUAAAAUUAGAACUGAAAAAAAAAAUAUAUUAAAUAAAAGAAAUGGAGAUAUAAUAUAUAAUGACAACAAUUAUAAUAAAGACCAUUACAUAACCAACGCGAAAUCAAACGAAUAUUCACAUAGAAAUAAUAACAAAAUGUUAGACAAGGACGAUAAUAAAAAUGGUUAUGAUAAAUUAAAAGAACUAAAAGAAAAAGAAGAAUUAUAUUUAAAAAAAGAUUAUGAUAAAAUAAAUAAGCUUGAAGAAUAUGAAAAAGAAAGAUUAGCUAAUAGUGCUAAUUUGAUAACAUUAAAUAAAGAAAAUAUAAUAAAUAGUGUUGAUAAUUGUUUAAAAAGAUUAAAAACAAGUUAUAUUGAUUUAUUACAAUUACAUUGGCCAGAUAGAUAUUAUCCUGAUCAAUCAUCUGGUGAUUUUAGUCAUGUAUUAUAUGAUUAUAAUAAAUAUUAUGAUGAUUUUAUACCUUUUAUUGAACAAUUACAAGCAUUAGAUGAAUUAAAAAAAAAAGGAAAAAUAAGAGAAUGGGGAUUAAGUAAUGAAACUCCCUUUGGACUUCUUAAGUUUUAUGAAUUAUGUAAACAUUUACAUAUAUCUCCACCAGUUUCUGUACAAUUAGAAUAUAAUUUAUUAUGUAGAAAUGAUGUUGAAAAAGGGUUUCCAGAAAUAUGUAGACCACAAAAUACCAAUAUUUCUAUAUUAGCUUAUUCACCAUUAUGUGCUGGUAUAUUAACGGGAAAAUAUUUAGAAUAUACUGAUUAUACUACAAAAGGAAGAAUGCAAAAAUUUCCUUCGUAUAUGAAAAGAUUAAGAGGAUCUAUAGCUACUUAUAUUAUUAGAGAAUUAUAUUAUUUAAGUCAGAAAUAUUAUUUCCCAAAUUUAACUGUAGCUGCAUUGAAAUGGGUCUAUACACGAUCCUUUAUAACAUCUACUGUAAUUGGUGUUUCAGAUUUCUUACAAUUGAGGGAAAAUUUAUAUUCUUUAACUAACGAGGUAUUGUUUACGGAUAAGUUGGAAAGGGAGAUAAAUGCUUUACACUGGAAAUUUAGGGAUCCAAUCAGGAUAAUACAGUAA
Molecule: messenger RNA, 2679 nt
Organism: Plasmodium reichenowi
Lineage: Eukaryota; Apicomplexa; Aconoidasida; Haemosporida; Plasmodiidae
Product: aldehyde reductase, putative
Exons: 1
Coding region: 1-2679 (892 amino acids)
Source: RefSeq, a predicted model, not a curated record